ACAAUAUCAUGCCAUCAACACAUUGAACUCUCUCUCUCUCUCUCUCUCUCUCUCUCUCCCCCCACCCCCCUUCCCAACCCCACCCACAUACAGACAAGUAGAUACGCGCACACAGAAGAAGAAAAGAUGGGGGUUUCAAUGCAGUCAAUCGCACUAGCGACGGUUCUGGCCGUCCUAACGACAUGGGCGUGGAGGGCGGUGAACUGGGUGUGGCUGAGGCCGAAGAGGCUCGAGAGGCUUCUGAGACAGCAAGGUCUCUCCGGCAAGUCCUACACCUUCCUGGUCGGCGACCUCAAGGAGAACUUGCGGAUGCUCAAGGAAGCCAAGUCCAAGCCCAUCGCCGUCUCCGAUGACAUCAAGCCUCGUCUCUUGCCUUUCUUGCAUCAAUCCUUCCAAACCUAUGGCAAAGACUCGUUCACAUGGAUGGGCCCAACACCAAGAGUGAACAUUACGAACCCGGAACAAAUAAAGGAGGUAUUCUCUAAGAUAUAUGACUAUCCCAAGCCAGCCUCCAAUCCCCUGGUGAAGUUGCUCGCUGAUGGACUCGCGAACCAUGAGGGCGAGAAAUGGGCUCGGCACCGGAAGAUUAUCAAUCCAGCAUUCCACAUGGAGAAGUUGAAGCUUAUGUUGCCCGCUUUUUACUUGAGUUGCACUGAAAUGGUCGACAGAUGGGAGAAAUCAGUAUUAGAGGAGAGAUCGUGUGAGGUUGACGCAUGGAUCGACCUUCAAAAUUUGACCCGUGACGUGAUCUCUCGGACAGCAUUUGGCAGUAGCUUUGAAGAAGGCAAAAGGAUCUUUGAACUUCAGGAGGAACAAGCCUUGCUCGCUAUUAAAGCCCUUCAAUCGGUCUACAUUCCCGGCUGGAGGUUUGUGCCCACUAAGAUGAACAGAAGGAUGAAGAACAUAAAUAAGGAAGUGCAGGCUGUGCUCAUGGACAUCAUCCGCAGAAGAGUGAAAGCAAUAAGGGCAGGUGACGCUGCUGGCGAUGAUCUGCUGGGGCUGUUGCUGGAGUCAAACAUGAAGGAGAAUGUCGGCAUGAGCCUUCACGAUGUGAUUGAGGAGUGCAAGCUUUUCUACUUCGCCGGACAAGAGACCACUUCGGUUUUGCUAGUAUGGACCAUGGUCUUGUUAAGCGUGCACCCAGAUUGGCAAGCCCGAGCUAGGGAGGAGGUCCUCAAAACCUUUGGAAGCAGAAAACCUGACUUUGACGGAUUGAGCCACCUCAAGAUUGUCACGAUGAUUUUGAAUGAGGUGCUAAGGCUCUACCCACCGGCAAUCGUUAUGGCACGGAAGGUUCCCAAGGAAACAAAACUGGGGAAGCUGACCUUACCCGCGGGAGUCCAGCUCUCAAUGUCGACUCUGCUCAUCCACCAUGAUAAAGAAUUGUGGGGCGAGGAUGCCGAGGAGUUUAAGCCAGAGAGGUUCGCCGAGGGAGUGUCCAAUGCCACCAAGAACCAAGUCUGCUUUUUCCCAUUUGGAUGGGGCCCUCGUACAUGCGUAGGCCAGAACUUUGCAAUGAUAGAGGCGAAGAUGGCGCUCGCCAUGAUACUUCAACAAUUCACAUUCGAGCUCUCUCCAUCUUAUGCGCAUGCCCCCCUCACUAUUUUCACCCUCCAGCCACAGUAUGGCGUUCAGGUCAUCUUGCACAAAGCAAACUGAAAAAGUUACAGAUCAGGAUGACAUGUAGUGUUGACAAAAACGUGCAUUGAAAUAAUGUCACACUACACCAUUUUCCAAGAUUAUGCAUUGCCUUUUUGUCUCCCUAAUGUAAUAAUAACCUAGGAUUAUCAGUGAUAGAUUGUGAUGGAAUCUUGCAUGAUGCAUAUAUAAUUGUGGAAUGAGUCGUAAAGGCAAAAUACAGAGACGAAAAGCAUUUUGGCCUGUUCAA
Messenger RNA from Eucalyptus grandis, 1888 nucleotides. Its product is annotated as cytochrome P450 72A15. The record is from RefSeq and is a predicted model, not a curated record. The transcript is spliced from 5 exons. Gene Ontology annotation, molecular function: monooxygenase activity; oxidoreductase activity, acting on paired donors, with incorporation or reduction of molecular oxygen; heme binding. The coding region runs from base 127 to 1659 and encodes 510 amino acids. Lineage: Eukaryota; Viridiplantae; Streptophyta; Magnoliopsida; Myrtales; Myrtaceae.